This is a messenger RNA of Callorhinus ursinus (northern fur seal), 9378 nucleotides long. NCBI's taxonomy places the organism in Eukaryota, Metazoa, Chordata, Mammalia, Carnivora, Otariidae. The record is from RefSeq and is a predicted model, not a curated record.
AUGGGGGCCCCCAUCUGGGUGGCUGCGUCCGUUCAGACCCACACUCCAACCGCACCUUUUCCCACCUUACCGGGAAGCUCCCUCGGCCACAAUGGCUCAGCAUCCUGGCCUUGUCCCAAGCAGCUCUGUCUCCUCGCUCAGUGUCACCCUGGAGCCAUCUCCGUGCAAGUUCCUGCUGACACAGUGGAUCCCGCCGUCCAUGGCUUCCCAGACGCGGACGCUCAGGCGCCUCCGAGUCUGGGCUUCCAGGUCCAGGUGGCUUCCCAAGCAGCUCUGUGUCUGGUGAUGGAUUUCGGGGACAGCUCUGGGGUUCAAGUGGCGAUCCGCAAUGUGACCGGAGGAAUGGCGGUCACCGCCUACCACCAGUUCAGGAAAGGUAGGGUGCUCCGUGUCAGGAUGUACGUCUUGGUGCUGGAACCAGUCUUCAUGGAGAAGCCCCCAGCGCUGACGUUGCGGGAAGGCGUCUAUGUGCUGAAGGCACAUAUCUACAACGAGUUUUGUGGAACUGAAAAGGAGCUUGGGCCUUACUUUGUGGAGAUUGGCCCUGCGACCGUGUCUGUGUUCAUGAAUUCCAGCAGCAUCCACAGGGACGAGCUUCUUGUCUUUGCUGACUCCAGGACAGGUCAGAAGGGCACUGUUGUCUCACAUCGAUUUCCAGCUGGUCCCUUGGGUAACGUGGCCUUCACUUCUCAGAGCCGAGCAGGGGGCAGCCAGGCUUGGCGCCGCGUCACGGUCGGGUAUCACAUGCAGCCCGUCUCUGUCUACACAAAUGGAACCGUGUUUGCCACCGACGCCUACAUCACUUUUCUGGCUGUUACCGAGGAAAUGACCCCCCUGGAGUUCGUGUGGUUGUUUGGAGAAGGUCCCCCGGUGAAGACAAUGUCCAGGAGCAUUAAUAAAAGACUCAGCGUCCCCCAGUGGUACCGCGUGACGGUGCAGGCUGCCAGUGGGCUGGGCAGCGUGGCCUCGGAGCCCCGCCGCAUCCGGACGCAGCGGAGAAUCGUCGCCAACCGGCUCGUGUCCCCCUCCUCGGCUCUGCUGAACGCCAGCGUGACCUUUGAGUGCAGACUCAACUUUGGCACCGACGUCACUUUCCUAUGGGACUUCGGGGACGGCACCGUGGGCCCCGGGGACAGCUCUGCUAGUCACACCUACAGCAGGGAAGGACAGUUCACCGUCCAGGUUCUUGCCUUCAAUGACGUCAGCACCACCUCCCUGAGAAAGCAACUGUUCAUCGUGCGGGAGCCCUGCCAGCCACCCCCUGUGAAGAACAUGGGGCCGGGGAAGGUGCAGGUGUGGAGGUCUCAGCCUGUGACCCUGGGUGUGACAUUCGAGUCUGAGAUCCUCUGUGACAUAUCCCGAGGCCUCUCCUACACCUGGACCUUCUGGAACUCCCAGGGGUGGCCAGCUCCCCUGCCCCCUGCUGUCAGCACCCACAGGCAGACCGUCACUGUCCCCAGCUAUUUCCUGGAGCCCGGGAACUAUACCGCUCUUGCCAGGGUUCAGGUGGAAGGCAGCAUGGUGCACAGCAACUACAGUGUGGCAGUGGAGGUGCGAGCCCGGGCCCCCAUCAGCGUCAUCUCCGAGGGCACGCACCUGCUCCUCUCCAGAGCCCCCUCGUUCACCGUCGUCCUCACGGGCUCCCAGUCGUACGACCCAGACCACCCGGGGGCCACCCUCAGUUAUCACUGGACAUGCACGGCGGCCAGCAGCCCCGGGCACUCGUGCUUCGCUGCCUCCUCCCCACGCAGCCUGGGUGCUGGGGCUCCCUCCCUGGCCUUCCCUGCAGACUCGCUCAGCGACAGCUAUGACCAGUUUCUCGUGACGCUGACGGUGUCCAGCGCCGGCCGGAACUCUACAGCGGCGCAGGUGUUCCUCUCCCCUCGCCCGGACUCGGCUCUCAGAUUCGUCCACAUCUCCUGGGUCAGCUUUAAGGACAUGUUUGUUAACUGGAAUGAGGAGCUUUCUUUGCAAGCCAAGUGUGAUGAGUGUGGUGAAGGGCUCCAUCUGUCUUACUCCUGGGACCUCUUCCUGGUCAACGCGACAGAAAGGGCCCGAAUGGAAGUUCCCUUUUGUAGAACAGUGGGGCUGCUGGGCGCCGCCGGACUGGGGGCCGUUUCGAAGCUGCCAGAGUCCAGCGCACCGUCCACGGAGCCGAGCUGGCUGGAGCCGCAUGCAGUGGGCACACCAUCUUCACGGGAGCCAUCACCACACACCCGGGGCCUGACGGGGAAACCCUCCUCGGGGCCCGCGGUCGGCCGGCACCGGGUCCCUGCUGCGGGUGACCAGGGGUCCCCGGGACCCAGCCCCCCUGGGAGGCCGUCCCCCCAGAGCCCAUGCCCUUCCCCCUCUGGUUUUGAAGCCUAUUACAGUGAUAUCCAGGAAGCCGUGCCGACCCGAGGGAGACGGCCCGCCGACUGGGCUGAUGCCAGCCUCCCGGGAGCAGGCCCAAGUUCAAGUGCUGACGGGGACAACCUGCUGGGCCCCUCGGCCCCCCUGGCCGCUGCCAGGCCCACCCUCAUGGUGGACUGGCCCAAGUCCCCGGUCGGCCGCGCUCGUUUCCACGGCUACACCUCCUCUGGUAUCACGGGGCACACGGUGACGAUAAAGCCAUUCUCCCUGAGCCCUGGGGACACAUACGUCCUGCAAGCCUCUGUGGCUUCCCCGCACCACUUACUGGGGAGAGCUCAGCUGUACGUGACGCUCAAUCCGGCUCCACGGGACGUGGCCUGCCAGGUGCAGCCACACCGCGGCCUCGAGGCUCACACCGUCUUCAGUGUCUUCUGCAUGUCGGGGAGACCGGACUUCCGUUACGAAUUUAGUUAUCAGAUAGGAAAUGCCUCCAAACGCACUCUGUACCAUGGGAGAGACAGCCAGUAUUAUUCCAUGCUGCCAGCUGGCGAGCCCUUGGACGAUUAUAAAGUCACAGUGUCCACUGAGAUCACAGACGGGGCGGGCUCCCGGGUGCCGCCAUGCGCCGUGACGGUGACCGUGCAGCCCCGUUUCCACGGGAAUCUCUGCCUGGACGAGGACACCUAUAACUCCAGCCUGAAGCACCUCUCCACCCUUCAGCUGAUGGGCAGUUACACAGAGGUCAGGAACUACAUCACCGUGAUGACCAGGGUCCUGACUCGUUGGGCUGCGGAGGACAGAAGUCCCUCGUGUGGCCAAUGGUCACGAAUACAGGAUGCGCUGAUUUCUUCUGUGUGCAGACUGCCUUUCACAGAUCAGGAAGAAACGAGCGCUUCUGUUCUCAUGUUAAGGGACCUCCUACGCUUCCCUCACAAGUUAAGCUUUACGAGUGCGGCUCUCAUCCUCAAAGCCGCCCGGGCGCUCCAGGCUCAAAGCCCACUGUCGGGGAGGCUUGCGGUGGACGAGGGGCCAAGGCUUGAGCUCAUCCUGCUGGUGUCCGAAGUCUUGGAAGCAUAUGACCAGGACAAACCGAGGACUGUGGGCUGCCUGCAAGAAGAGGGGAUUAAGGUCAUCUCAGAUCUCUUGUUGGAUGGCCUUUCUGCAAACAAGGAGAAUCGGCUCCACAUCAGCACUGGGCAGAUGGAGUUCCACAUGCUUAUUCAUCACGACCUGCAGAGCUGCGUGCAGGGCCUGGGCUCCGUCCAGGUGCAUUUCCCUGCAGACCUGGCUAGACAGAGUCCUGCAGGGGUGGAAAUGCAGAGCCCAUGCUACAUUAGCCACCUCGUGCUCUUUAAGAAGAACCCGUAUCCAGGGGGCCAUGCUCCUGGUCAGAUUGGCCAGGUAGUCGCCCCGUCCCUGUUCAGCUGCUCCAGCAGGAGACCCAUCAGCAGGAGGCGGCUGAGGGAGCCCAUGACCGUGGAGUUCAGGGCGGAGGAUGGCCUGGAAAAUAGAAAUAAGACGACGUUUGUGCUGCUCCGGAAUAGAGUGAAUAUUCAUCAGUUCAUCGGGCAUUCGGCAAACCCCCAGGAAUCUCUGCACAUAAGGAUAGAAUUUUCUAGGCCUGUUUUGAGAGCUUUCCCGGUCAUGGUGCUGGUAAGGUUCUCUGAGAAACCUACUCCUUCUGAUUUUCUCGUGAGGAAUGUCUACAUCUGGGAUAAGCAGACGGUGCAUGUGUAUGUACCUGCUGGUCCUCCGAGAGACACCAGCUUGGGAUAUUUAUCCUUACUAGACGCUGACUAUGACAGAAGCCCUCCGAACAAAUACUUCGCGCAGGCAGUGAACUACACGGUGCAUUUCCAGUGGGUCCAGUGCCUCUUCUGGGAAGCGAGAGAGUGGAAAUCUGCAAGCUUCUCUCCACAGCCAGGAGCGUCUCCAGAAAAAGUGACCUGCAGCUACGACCGCCUUGUGCCCGUCUCUGUCGCAAGAAGAAACCUGAACACCAGUUUUUCAGUGAGUGACGUUUCCAAGUGGCAGAGACACCCAGAGAACCUGCUUCCCAGUAUUUUGGUGGUUGUUUUUACGAUUCUUUAUGCACUUCUGGUUACUAAAAGCAGACGUGUAGAUCGUCACGAGAAGAAGAAAGCUGGUUACAUUUUUCUGCAAGAAGGUGCUCCCCCCGGCCACCAGCUGUAUGCGGUUGUCGUGGACACGGGCUUCCGGUCUCCUGCCCGCUGUAGUGCCAAGGUUUACAUUGUUCUCUGUGGUGAGAAUGGGUUUUCAGAACCCAGAGAACUCUACUGUCCAGAGAGGCCCCUGUUUGAAAGGAAUUCCAGACAUACUUUCGUCCUGAGCGCCCCCGCCCUGCUGGGCCCACUCCGGAGCAUCCGUCUCUGGCACGACAGCCGUGGGCCCUCCCCGGACUGGUACGUGAGCCACAUCAUGGUGAGAGUGCUGGCCCCCGGGCAUGGACGGAGCUCGCUCUUCCCCGCCGAGUGCUGGUUGGCGGCGAGCAGGCAGGAUGGCCGCGUGCAGCGGGAGCUGGGCUGCCUGCGCCGGGGUCUUGGCUUCUGGAAGCUCCUGUAUUCAAAGUUCACGGAGUAUCUGGAGGAUUUCCACGUCUGGACCUCCGUGUACAGCCAGCCCUCCCCCAGCAGCUUCCCGCACACAGCGCGCCUCACCGUUGCCUUUACCUUGCUGUGCGCGUAUGCCUGUCUCACGGCCCUGCUCACGGUUGCAGGACAAGAGCAGCUCCCGUGGGCUCUCGGUGCCCCUGAUGCCACCGCCGGGUCCUUCCAGACGGGUCUCCUGUGCACCCUGCUGGCUUCUCCCGGGGCACAGCUCUUGUCGCUGCUCUUGAGGCUCAGCCAGGAAGCCAGCAGGCCCCUGAGAAGAGCGCCCUCGGAGGCAGCUCAGGCCCCCAACAGCGGAUUUCGAGGACUUGCUGAGCUUCGGUGGCCGCGGGCUCUGUUGCCUUGGUCAGGCUGCGUGGUGUGGGCCAUUUGCGGGAUGGUUUCCGUGGCCUGUGGCUUAGGGACGGCGUUUCUAGGAUACAGGCUCAGCCCGACGCAGUGUGUGCGCUGGCUGCACCUGCUGACGCUGUCCGUGCUGUGCUGUGUUUUCAUCUCGCAGCCGCUUCUGGUGGGCCUUGUGGCCGUGGGCUUUGCCUGGAGAAGGAGAGACGACCCGCACUUCUUCACCGAGUCUCUGCGCGCGGCCACCGAAGACCUGGACGCUGAGCUUGAGGAGCGAGCGAGGCCCCGCACGCGCCAGCAUGCGAGCCAGAUGGAGGAGAUGUUGGCCGCCCGACAGCAAGCGCGCCGCCUGCGCUGGGCGCGUCCGCCGUCUGCAGCCCAGCUCAGCGUCAUCAGGGAGAGGAUGAGAAGAGAGACCCGCACCAGGGUGGCCCUGAGAGACAUCUGCAUGUACACCCUCAUGCUGCUUCUGCAUGUGUUUAUACUUUGUGGGAGAUGCUCCCAGGAUGAAUAUUCUCUCAAUCAAGCCAUCCGGAAUGAGUUUACAAGGGGUGCCAGGAGCGUCUCUGGCGGCCUGAGAAGUGUGGGUGACUGGUGGGGCUGGAGUCUGAGCACGCUGCUGGACGGCCUGCAUGGGGGAGGCGCCUCCACGGCCGGCCCGCCCGGCGCUCAGCCUGGAGCCCUUGGUGGGAAGUGCUACCUACUGGGCACCCCGGUCAUCCAGCAGCUGAGAGAUCCUUCUGGCGGCGUGUGCGAGCUUCCCAGCCCACCUUCAGCGCUUUCCGAAGACUCUCCUCCUCCGCAUGGCCCCAAAGUCGGAGGCCCUGACACCCCCCCCAUGGCAGAUCCCGCCAUCCAAAGAGUGGCCCCGAGUGGCCCCAGAGGCUGUGGGGCCGGGGAGCCCUGGGUGCUCAGCCUGGGCAGCACAAGGCCGGCAGCCCACGCGGCCCUCAGCAGCCUCCGGGCCAGCAGGUGGAUCGACCGCAGCACCAGAACCGUGUCUGUGCACUUCGCUCUCUAUAACCCCCCCACUCAACUCCUGUCUGGUGUGUCCCUUUGCGCCGAGCUUCUCCCUGCGGGGGGCCUGGCCUUCUCCCCGCUGGUGGAGUCGCUGGCUGUCUUCCGCAGUGACUCGGCCCUGUGGCCCGGCCCCACGCUUCCCGAGCUGGCCUUCCUGCUGCUCAGCCUGACUCACCUCUGCUUGCGACUCUGCAGCCUGGCCGAGAAGGGUUUCCACAGCUACUGGCGCAAACCAGGGACCUGGCUGGAGCUCGCCAUAGUGGGAGCCAGCCUCGCCUGCCAUGCAGCCUCCAGCCACCUGGCCACGCUUGCUGGGGAGGUGACCGACCACUUCCACAGAGGACACUUCCGAGGAUUUAUGGAUCUCACUGUGGCGGCCUUGUGGAAUCAGAGGGUGACUUGGCUCCAGGGGACCCUCUCGUUCCUCCUGACGCUGAAGUUCAUCUGCCUCGUUGGCAUCCCGAGCACGAGGGCAUCCUGCUCCUUCCUGCUGCGUCGCUCUCUGGCUGGCAUCUGCACGGCAGGGCUGGUGGGCGUCCUGACACUGGCCGCCCACUGCCACCUGCGCGCGGUACCGCUGGGCACCUUCGCAGACUUCUCCCGAGGCCUGCUGUUCCAUCUUCCGGGAAGAAGCCAAACAGACACAUCCCGCCGUCCUUCUGGGUCUGACCUGUGGGCCCCGGCUUGGUGCUGCGGGGCCCUUUUCACAGUAGUGAGCACUGCGUGGUGGGGAAUGCUGAGAGAUUCCCUUGUGACUCUUGCUCGAAAAAGGAAAUCUUUUCAAAGACAGUCCCUCAUGAGCCUGGCCGAUGUGACUGCCUGCGUACAAGGGGCGGCCCGGGCCUGGCUGGGGCUGGAGAGGCCACAGCGGGAAGAGGCAGAGAUGGCUGAGAGGCAGAAUUACCACCUGGAUGAAGUUUCUGAUCUGCUAGAUGAACUUCUGUGGAAAAUUCAUGGUUUGUCGGACAGCCUACGACGUCCUCGUCCGGAGCAGCGAUUUGGUGAUACGGGAGAGGCCAGGGCAGAAGGCCGUCCCUCGGUGGGCGUUUCUGCCUAACAAGCCACUGAGGCCAAGCGCACGGGGCCUGAGAUGCCCCCAUGGGGCCUCUGCCUCAAGCUCCAAACCACCAACCCCAACGGGGCCUGCCGACUCUUCACCAAGCCCAGGAGGGAGGCUCUGUUCCUGACGGGCCUCCCUGGCCUGGCCUGGGCAGUCAAGCUAGACAUUGUCGAGACCCCAGCCCCCUCCGUCAGCACCGAGGCCCAGCCGGGUGGCAAACCGGGGCCCCGAACCAGAGCCUUGACGGCCAGGCUGGCCACAGACUUAGGGAGAAAGCGAGAAUAUGCAACUGGGGGUCCCGGGGAGCGCGCCCGCCACCUCUCUGACCCCCGUGGCUUUCACGGGACACAGCUGAGUGUCUCCUGCCUGGUCACCCCGGAGGUCUGCGUCGGGUGCCUCCCACAGCCCCUGCUCCUCAAACGGCCCUUCGGGGCUACUUUCCUCUCCUUCUCCGUGCUCCUGGGGACCGGGCCGAGCGGCAUUCAGCUGGACAACUACUCAGUCCCGAGGCCAGGUUCUGUCCGCAGCCGUGGCCAGCUGGGGCUGGCUGCACUGGGGAAGGAGUCGGCUGGCUGGGGCGGGACAGAGGUGGUCGGAGGUCACAGCGGUGGACGUGCCGUAUUGUCGCUGCGGGGUCACCCGGAGGGACUCUGCUGGGGCCAGGCCCAGGGAACAGUGGGCGAGGCAGGCACAGAGGCGGGCGUGCGCGUGGCCCCGGGGGGCCCCCGAGUGCGCUCUUCCCUGCCCGCACCGCCUCCAGCCCCCAGCACAGACCCUGCCUCUGGGAGGCCCCUCAGCCUGCGGCUCACUGACCCGGCCAAAGAGGGGACAAGACUUCUCCAGCUCUGGCUGUCACUGCUCCUAAGGCGACACCACGCAGAGCUGAGCAGCACUGCCUCCGAAGGACCCUCCCCGUGCCCACCUGAGGGACACUGCGCACAGCAUGUCGACGGCCACCUGUCCCCAGGACACCCCUUCCUCCGGAUGCACGAGGCGGCGGGAGGGCGCACAGAGACCCCAAAUGUGGCAUUGCUCUACGACAGCCCGAUCUCCAGCGAUCCAGCCAACCUCUCAGCUGUAGCUGUUUCCAGGCCCGUGGAGAACCGGCUGGCGGAGUUCCGGACCCUCACGGGCUGCUCCAGACACCGGACACCAGAGGCCGGGGUGAGACCUGCCCACACGGUGGCCGUCAGCGAACCCCGCGGCCGCCACAGCCCCCGAGACCUGGGAAGACCUUCCAAUCAGCCGGAGCCACUGCUCGCUCCUCUGUCCUCCUCGGGAGUGUGGGCUGACGCUUCCGAGGAGGGGAGCUCCCCUGCGUUGGAAGCCUUCAAGCUGAGCCCGGGAUCCCAGAGGCAGGGGUUCACGCCGGCUGAGGGCGCAGGAAAGGUUUGUACGGCGCAGGAUCCAGCAGACGUGCGCGUGGACAGAUCUGCACUCCCGAAGGCCUGCAGAUGCAGGUGCUGGAGGCUGGAGGUCCGAGAUCCGGGCGUGGCAGGGCCGGUCCCUCCCGAGGCCUCUCCAGGGCGUGCAGACGGCCGUCUCCUCCCCGGGUCCUCACGGGCUCGUCCCUCCGUGCGUGUCUGCGUCCUGACGUCCUCUUCUGAUGAGGACCCCAGUGACACCGGAGACCCUGCUAAGAGUGGGGCCCUGCGGCGGGCGCGGCGGCGAGCCAGGAGGACGGCCUGCCCGCGCGCUGCUGCGCUGCUCGGCGCCCGGCCUGCUGCGGCCAUCGCCCCGCCAGACCCGCCGCUCGCCCAGCCAGAAGAAUUAACGAGUCUGCACGGUUUUAAGAACAAAGCCUUUAAGAAACCCAAGGUCUGUGGGGUUUGCAAGCAGAUUAUUGACAGCCAAGGGAUUUCAUGCCGAGCCUGCAGGUACUGCUACCACAAGCCAUGUGAACCUAAGGUGGGCACCUCUGCCACGAGAGCCUACAGCGUCCUCAGAAACCACCACGGACGCGGGUCCUGGUGA